Molecule: messenger RNA, 2514 nt
Organism: Cydia pomonella (codling moth)
Lineage: Eukaryota; Metazoa; Arthropoda; Insecta; Lepidoptera; Tortricidae
Gene: bdl
Product: protein borderless-like
Exons: 9
Coding region: 26-2047 (673 amino acids)
Biological process (GO): homophilic cell-cell adhesion; dendrite self-avoidance; axon guidance
Cellular component (GO): axon; plasma membrane
Molecular function (GO): cell-cell adhesion mediator activity
Source: RefSeq, a predicted model, not a curated record
GCAUUUUCUUGUUGUGCAGGGUGAGAUGGUGCUAUCUUGGCUGAGCGGCUGGGAGUCGGCGGCGGUGGGCGAGCGCUGGAGCGGGCGCGCGCGGCGCGUGGGGGGCGGCGCGCUGGGCGGCGGCAGCCUCAACGUGUCCUCCGUGCGCGAGUCCGACGCCGGCCUCUUCCGCUGCCGCGUGUCCUUCCCCAACCGCAGCCCGCCCUCGCGCAACAACGGCACCUUCUACUACCUCGACGUGGACGGUGAGUGCAGCCCCAACGUGUCCUCCGUGCGCGACUCCGACGCCGGCCUCUUCCGCUGCCGCGUGUCCUUCCCCAACCGCAGCCCGCCCUCGCGCAACAACGGCACCUUCUACUACCUCGACGUGGACGGCGGUACAGUGAUAGCAGUGCCGCCGGUGAACGUGACAGUGGUGGAGGGCGAGCGCGCGGAGCUAGAGUGCGGCGCCAAGGAGCCAGAUGCCCUAGUGCAGUGGAGCCGCGAAGGGCAGCCGCUGUCCGAGCUAAGCGAACUAUAUGCGCGCGCCGAGCUGCCCGCCAACGGCUCGCUGGUGCUGAUGAACGCGCUCGCCGCCGACGCCGGCCUCUACGAGUGCAGCGUGCAGCACGAGGACCGCCAGCAGACCGCCGAGGCCUACCUCGACGUGCAGUACAAAGCAAAGGUGGUGUACGCUCCCGACGAGCGCUACCUGCCGCUGGGCAAGCCGGCGAGCUUGGACUGCCACUUUAGCGCCAAUCCACCGCUUACCAACCUGCGCUGGGAGAAGGACGGCUUCCUCUUCGACCCCUACAACGUGCCCGGUGUCUUCUACAGCCGCAACGGCAGUCUGCUGUUCAAUAGAGUGGACGAGUCCCACGAGGGCCAGUACUCGUGCACGGCGUACAACGCGCUGGGGUCCUCGGGCCCGUCGCCGCGCGUGCGCGUGCGCGUGCAGCGGCCGCCCGUGCUGCUGACGCGGCCGCAGCCGCUGUACCUGGCGCGCCUCGGCCAGCCGCUCGCGCUGCCCUGCGCCGCCGCGCACCAGCCGCACCACGACCCGCCCCGUGUCAUCUGGAGCCGCAAAGACGGAGCACCCCUGCCAGACGAGCGCUUCACGUUGGAGGAGGGCAAGCUGAGCAUCAGCGCCGUGGCGGAGGAGGACCGCGGUGUGCUGGUCUGUACCGUCAGCAACGAGGCGGCCGAUGUCAGUGCCGAGACCGAGCUGCUCAUCGAGAACCUGCCGCCGCGCGCGCCCUACAACCUCACCGCGCGCGCCACCGCCCACGCUAUACAGCUCACCUGGGUUCCUGGCAGACGCGGCGUGGACGCGGAGUAUACGGUGUGGUACCGCGAGCGCGCGGCGCACGAGUGGCGCACGUUGCGGCUGCUGUCACGCGGCGUCACCGAGGCCUCGCUUACGAAUCUCCGGGCUUCCACCCCGCACGAACUGCGUGUGCUGGCCACCGACAGCCUCGGCGACGGACUGUUCAGCAAGCCCCUCUUCGUCACAACCCUAGAUCCCGACGUUGACGAAAGCGAAGCGGCAUUCGUGGCAGCCGUGACGGAGACGAGUGACGGCGCAGCCACCGCGGGCGAGGACGAACUCGAGGAGGACAUCGCCAACGCAGGCGACGUGGCACAGGAGACAAUUACAGAUGCAGGUCACCUGGAGGUGACUGUUCGGCUGCUGGACGAGGCCGCGUUGGUGCGCUGGGCGGGCGCGGGCCCCGGCCGCUGUGACCUGCGCUGGUACCGCGAUGAACAAGCUGGUCGUCGGUUACUGGCUACCGCACACACCCACCACGACCACCUGCUGGUGAGCUCGGUGGAGGAGGGCGCGCGGUACUGGGCGUCGGUGGGCUGCGGCGACGCGCGCGGCGGCGCCGGCGUGUCGGUGCCCGCGUACUCGCGGCUGCGCGCCGUGGCGGGCGGCUGCGCGGCGGCGGCGCUGCUGCUGGCGGCGGCGGCGGCGGCGCUCGUGCUGCUGCGCCGCCGCCUGCCGUGCGCGCGCCGCCCGAGAGCCGCGCCGCAGCUGCCGCCGCCGCCGCCCAAGCGACGAUAUUGACCAGUGACUGCUGAACUCUAAAUUAAUUACUUUUAAGUAUGGGCCAUACGAAACGUAGAGGUGAAAAAUCAAAAAUAUGUCUGCGUGGUCUCCUUUUAUUAGUAAGUUACUUUUUUCUUCCAAAAUUGGAACUGUGAAGAAUUUACAAAUAUUUAUUUGUACCUCUUAAGUAUUCUUAGGGAUUAAGAUGCAUGAAAACAGUAAUGUAUAAAAUGUGUAUAAUGGUCUUUAUUCAUAAGCGUUAGGUGGCGUUAGUGUGACCGAAUGUUAGUAAAUUAUUUCCAAAGCGUUCCCUAGUCAGCUCCCUAGUUCUGCGGAAAUUGAGAUCUACAUAUACCUACACACCUUAUGUACCUACUUACCUACGGUAUGCAUUGUAGAAAUGAGUAAGUUAUUUGAUUUCUCGGCAAUAAGUAUAUUUUUUUAAUGAAAAUAAAUGAUAAGAAAAAAUAGGCUAUAACUAACAA